CGAGGUGCGAAACAAAGUCCAUCUCUUUGCUGGCUUUCAAAAGAGAAGGCAGCCUUUUGACGUUGCCCCUGUUCUCUCUCUCUUCCUCAUUUUAUCCUAAUGAACAAGGUCGGUGUGAUUCGCAACCUUUCACAAGGGUUUUCUCGAUGCUACUCUACUGAGGUGAAGCCCAGCAUGAAGCUACUCAAGGAACUUCGUAAAGAAACCGAAGUUUCCAUGUCAAAAGCUAAAGAAGCUCUUGUCAAAACCAAUAACGACUAUGCAAAGGCUCUAGCUUGGUUAUCGGAAGAUGCUGCUGUCUCUGGUGCCAAGAAGGCUCAAAAGGUUGCUGGAAGAACUGCUGGUGAAGGUUUAAUUACUACUGCUUCUGUUCAAGUUCCUGUAUCCAAUGGUUUCAAGAGCAAGAGUACUAUUAUCGAACUUAACUGUGAAACAGACUUUGUAUCUAGAAAUGAUGUGUUUAAGAACCUUGCAUCUAGAAUUGCUGCCACUUCGUUAUUGAUGCAUGAAAGUUCUGUCAAAGGUCGUUUUAUCGAAACCAUCGCUAUUGACAAUCUCCUUAAUGCACCACUCAUGCCUCAUCCCAGUGAAACAGAAUUAAACGCACUCGAUGCUGGAAAGACAGUUCAAGAAACAAUCGUAGAGACGAUUGGUAAAUUGGGUGAAAACAUUUCUUUGCGUCGUGCUGCUAUUGUUGCUGAAGGUGUCUCUGCUUGUUAUAUUCACGGUGGUGAUGCUGCUAGCGGUAAGAUGGGUGGUAUUGCUGUCCUUCAACCCAAAAAGGUUGCUUUAUCUGAAUUAGAUGAAGAGGCUGCUAAUACACUCUCCAAGACAGCUAGACAAAUUGCUCGCCAAGUAGUUGGUUUCAACCCUACCUAUCUCAAUUCUGAAGAUGUACCUGAAGCUGAACGACAAUCCCAAUCUAACAUGCAAGAAUUUGAAGAAACACACGUACUCAACAAGCAAAGAUAUUUGUUGAAGCCUGAUCUCACAAUAGCCGAAUAUGUGGAACAAACAGCCAAUGGUGCUGAAGUUGUUGACUUUAUUCGUUGGGAAGUUGGAGAAGGUAUUGAGAAGAAGGAGAAUGAUUUUGCUGAUGAAGUGCUUAAUGCUGCUCGUGGCAAUUAACGAUAGCAGCAUUGCUUCUUUGUAUUUAAUUGUAUCAUAAAUA
Molecule: messenger RNA, 1171 nt
Organism: Gilbertella persicaria
Lineage: Eukaryota; Fungi; Mucoromycota; Mucoromycetes; Mucorales; Choanephoraceae
Product: elongation factor TS-domain-containing protein
Exons: 2
Coding region: 100-1128 (342 amino acids)
Biological process (GO): mitochondrial translational elongation
Cellular component (GO): mitochondrial matrix
Molecular function (GO): protein binding; translation elongation factor activity
Source: RefSeq, a predicted model, not a curated record